This is a messenger RNA of Cyclopterus lumpus (lumpfish), 1096 nucleotides long. It is a transcript of the gene utp11, whose product is annotated as UTP11 small subunit processome component. The record is from RefSeq and is a predicted model, not a curated record. Gene Ontology annotation, biological process: rRNA processing. Lineage: Eukaryota; Metazoa; Chordata; Actinopteri; Perciformes; Cyclopteridae. Gene Ontology annotation, cellular component: small-subunit processome; nucleolus. The transcript is spliced from 8 exons. Bases 138 to 902 code for a protein of 254 amino acids.
CCAGGAACCCACAUGUUCUCGCGCUAGACCCGAAGCAGCAAGAAGGUUUCAGCGUCUGCGCAGCUUCGAAAAGCUCCGCGCGUACCUGCUUUGACUAACACAUUUUGUUUUGUUACGCUCGAGGACAUCUUUUCACAAUGUCGUCGUUCAAGAAAGCGUGGAAAUCCCGACAGAAAAACCACCAUGAAAGAUCUCAGCCUGAGUUCAGGAAACAUUUGGGAUUGCUGGAGAAGAAGAAAGACUACAAACUCCGCGCAGAGGAUUACCACAAGAAAGAGAACUCCCUUGCUGCUCUGCGAAGGAAAGCUCUGGAUAAGAACCCAGAUGAGUUUUACUACAAGAUGAUCAGCUCUCAGCUGCAGGAUGGAGUUCACAUAAUGAAAAAAGCCAAUGAGGAAGUGGCGAUGACGGAGGAGCAGAAGAAAGUGAUGAGGACGCAGGAUAUCAAAUAUGUGGAGAUGAAAAGAGUUGCAGAGGCUACGAAAAUUGAGAGGAUGAAAGGAGAGCUCCAUCUUCUGGAUGCAGACAGCAAACAAAGAAACAAGCAUACAUUUUUUGUGGGUUCCACGGCGGAAGUGCAGUCAUUUGACCUGGCAAACCACCUGGACACAGCUCCUGAGCUGGUUGACAGAGUGUUCAACAGACCAACUCUGAAAACGCUGGAGACCAAGAGCAUCCAGGGAGCUGUAGAGCCUCACAGUUUGGCGAAGUUGGCCAAGCAGAGGAAUCACCAGUAUAAGAUCCUUUCCCAGAGGAUUGACAGAGAAAAGAAAAUGUUUGUAAUCAGCCAGAAGAUUCAGACCCGCAAGGACCUACAGGAUAAGAACAAGAAAGUGAAGGUAAAAAAGGAGACGCCCAAGGCUGCAGCCAUCUACAAGUUUGAUGCCAAGAGGAAGCGCUGAGAGGGGAGUAAUCAUCAUGCUGAGAAGAAAUCACCACGUUUUCCAAUGAGAUAUUGGUAAAAUAAUGGACUUCUAGAUCGCAACAAAGACCACAGACUUGGGAUAAUUUUCUUUCCCUCAAAUGUUGUUGCAAUUUUGUACAUAUUUAUCAAUGACUUUUUGUUUCUUUCAAAUAAAUAUCAGAAGAACAUUAA